Myotis myotis is the source of this 4829-nucleotide messenger RNA. RefSeq lists its product as uncharacterized. NCBI's taxonomy places the organism in Eukaryota, Metazoa, Chordata, Mammalia, Chiroptera, Vespertilionidae. The transcript has 4 exons. Bases 2531 to 3247 code for a protein of 238 amino acids. The record is from RefSeq and is a predicted model, not a curated record.
UGCUGGUGGGAGUCCCUGCCGAGAGCCUGCAGUUUGGAUUUUUCUGAGGCCGAUUUCAAGUCCUCUGCCAGGACCCCCACAACCUGCCGCGUCCGUCCGAGAGCCACUGGGAUGACUUGUUCAGAAAGGAGUAACGGCCGCGCCUGUGCUGAGCGUGCACGUCUGUGCUUUCCCGGGGCCCCAGGAGGGAUGGCACGGGCCGGCGUUCCGGGGCCACGGACAGGCCAGGCCAGGAGGAGGGGUGAUGUCCGGCCGGCGUUCCGGGGCCACGGACAGGCCAGGCCAGGAGGAGGGGUGAUGCGGGGCCAGUGUCCGGGGCCGACGGUCAGGACAAGUCAGGAAGAGGGGUGAUGCGGGGCUGGCGUUCCGGGGCCACGGUCAGGACAAGCCAGGAGGAGGGGUGAUGCGGGGCCGGCGUUCCGGGGCCACGGUCAGGACAGGCCACGAGGAGUGGUGAUGCGGGGCCGGUGUCCGGGGCCGACGGUCAGGAUGGGGCCUGCACUGCCCGCGGCCGCUCUGUUGGGUGCGGGACACAGAGCAGAACAACAGGCUCCGAGUCCCCACGGCCCCUGCGCCUGGUUCACGGAUGAGACGAGUGGCCACAGGACAGAGCGGCGACCUCGGGGCGCUGCGGUCCCAGCAGCCCGGGCUUUCUGGGCAGACACACUCGCUCCACUGGCUCAGCAGGACGGGGCAGACAUGUUGUUAACAUGGAGAGCGGCUGCCGCGUUUGGACGGUUAUGGUCCGAACCUGUGGGCCCACGUGGCUGGGUGAUGUGGGCUGCGGGAGGGGCAGCACAUAAACAAAGCUGGAUCAGGUGCAUGUGAUUGAGUGGAUUCGAAACCUGCAAGGACGUUGUGACCACGCCCUUCCUUUGCCUCGUGGGAUCUGGCUAUGAAAUAGACUCGGCUCGCAGGCCGUGGCGCUGUCUCUCCACGUGAGCCCACGUGAUUCCCACCAGCAAGCGCCUGCUGCUCCCCAGUCUACCCCCCACGCAAACUGGUCAGACUGGGCCGGGGACCAGGACCUCCCCCCGCCCCCCCUCCCCGGGACUCCAGCCCUCACCGCUGCAGGCAGGUCAUGUUGGCUUAGUGGUUGAGCAUCAACCUAUGAACCAGAAGGUCACCCUCCAGGAGGAAGUCCAGGGGCACCAGCCUCGCAUCGAAGGCAUCUUCGCCGGAGCACCGUCACUGACAGCAGCAGCCUGGGUGCCGAGACCGUCCCAUAGAGGCUCGCUGACCUGCGGCAGCUGUGGGGCCUCCUCAUCGAGGAGACGGAGAAGAGACCCCAGGCGGGCGGCUGGAGGGCGUGCCGGGGGCCCAGAGAAGCUCCUUGUCCCUCCAUUCAAAAGACUGGGAGUUGCCCGAGGAUGUCGAUGUGGAAGAAGCUACGCAAAGGACUGAGGUGCCAACAUGGGGUCAGCUGAAGAAGAUGACAACUGAGGCCCAGCAGAUGGUAGAAAAGCAAGGAGUGGAAGCUACGCCCUCGGCCAUGUUUAUGGCGGUGCCAGUGUUGGUGAGCUGCCCGUUUUCUGUAAAGUCCUGCGCAGCCAAACCUGAGGACUCUGGGUUAGAUAUAAACCAGCAGCAAGAGAAACUUCCAUUUUGUAGAAAUAGUCUGUGGUUUGGUUUCUCUCUUGCUGCUGUGUUGCACUGGCGUUGCUUUGUUAUUGUUUUAUUCAUAGCCAGAGUUUUGUUCUCUCGUUGCUGUAUUACAUUAACAUUACUGUGUUUGUUGUUUGUUAAUAGCCAGAGUUUUGUUCUUGAUGUUUUGGUUAUUCUGCAUAAUUUGCCUAGAGCUUUUGAUGAUGUAAAUGGAAGUGUUUAAAAACAGAAAAAAUGGGGGGUGGGGGGAGAGGCAGAGAGGGGCUACAGCGUUUGGACAGGUUAUGGUCCGACCUGUGGGCCCACAUGGCUGAGUGAUGUGGGUUGCGGGAGGGGCAGCACGUAAACAAAGCUGGACCAGGUGCAUGUGACUGAGUAGAUUCGAAACCAGGAGGACGUUGUGACCACGCCCUUCCUUUGCCUCGUGGGAUCUGCUGUGAAAUAAAGACUCGGCUCGCAGGCCGUGGCGCUGUCUCUCCAUCAGAGAGGGCCGCGUCCCACCCAGACCCAGCCUUCUUCUCUUGUCUGUCUUUUCUCAUCCUCCACCGCCCCCUCUCAGGCUCACCAACCCUGGCUGUGCGGGCACGGCACAAUAUAGUAAAUCUGAAAGACUUCGUUAAAGGUUCUGUACUCAAGUUUGUCCAGCCCAGCCGGCGUGGCUCAGUGGUUGAGCAUCGACCUGUGAACCAGAAGGUCACGUUUGACUCCCGGUCAGGGCACAGGCCCGGGCUGCGGGCUCAAUCCCCAGUGAGGGGCGUGCAGAAGGCAGCCAGUGGAUGUUUCUCUCUCUUCGAUGUUUCUACCUCUCUAUCCCUCUCCCUUCUGCUCUCUCUAAAAAUCAAUGAAAAUAUAUUAAAACUAAAUUUGUCCAAUAAAAAGGCUGGUUUUUAUUUCAGUGCCCAAGUUAGACGGUUUGAAGCACUUUAUGUCCCGCAAGGAGCAGCAGGCUCCAGUGGCCGAGGGAGCGUGCGUCCUGCGGGCAGGCCUGUGCUGCGAAAACCCCCGUGCUCACCCCGAAGCACUGUUAGUUCCACGUCAAUGGAGACCCAGGUGCACACGCGGUCACCUGCAGUCCCAGGCCUUCGCCACCUUGUUCUCCUCACAGACCUUCCUUACGAGCUGGUCACCCGCUGGGGGCUGCUGGGUGGCUGCAGCCCCACCACAUGCCGAGUGCCGCGACCACGGCUCCUCACGCCCCAGGGAAGCGGAAGGGAAUGCCUGGGUGAAGCAGGAGCCAUCCCUUCAGAAUCGUCCCCGACCUGCUCACAGGAUGAAAGCGGUGCUGCCUCCAGCGCUCCAUCCGCACGCGGUGCGCAGCUGCGGGGGCUGCCGCAUAGCAGAGCUCACAGGGGACUUCUUCCUCCGCCUGACUCGCUUCACCCGUCACACCCUCCGGCCUCCACGCUGUGCAGAGGUGGGAUUCCGUCCCCGUCGGGAUUCCUGCAGAGGCUGCGUCCCUGGAGGCGGCUGGCGGCUGAAGCUGCGGUUGCAGCACAGAGACCAUUUCUCAAGGGCUGUUCCCAGAGCCUCAGAGGAGGGACUCUGCCCCGGCCUUGCACCUGCGGACGGGGGUGCGGGCCCGGCCUUGCACCUGCAGACCAGUGGAGAGAAGGGAGAAGUUCCUGCCUGCACGGCCCAGUAGGCACGACCUGCAGUCCCAGAGGAGCUGUCUCUGCAGCUGGGGGCUCGAGGUCUGAUGUUUGCUCGUGUGGGGACGGGACACUGCACUGGGCAAGGACACCAUGAGGGCCCCGCCUCGGAACAGCCCCGGGCUCCAUGGGGAAAUGGACUUUGUUCUACAGCAUGGCCCACACCUGGGACACACCCUGAAGGGACCUGCAGGAACACCGCUCCGAGGUCAGCGCCCGCCUGGAGCCACGGCCCCUCUGCACCAGCUUGCAGGGGCUUGCUCUUCUGAGAGGAGGGUCCAUGCGGCCGUGGCCUCGCUGCUGCUCCCGUUUCUCCCCUCAGUGGUGGCGGGUCCUCAUCAGCAGCUGACAGUUCAGGGCGCAGCUCGGACACAGGCCAGCCUCUCCCCACGCGGGGGUGGGGCGCGGCGCCAGGGACACACCGCCCCACGAGGAGUGAGGGGUGCAGGCCAAUGGCAGGGCGGCUGGCCCCGAGCUCGUGAGCGCAUCUCUCAGAGCCCACUGCUCCGUUUCUGAUAACAAGACAGCGGUUCCUAGUGGACCACAAGUUCAGGGCCCGGGGGGCUCUCUAGGCUUCGGUCUCCACAGGGCGCGGAAGCCAGCACCUGGGCCACCUGCUGCCCCAUCACCCAGGACACACUGUGGCCCGCGGCUGUACUUUCCCGAAGAGCAGCCCAAGUCAUUCGCAUCAAGCGGACGAGUGAGGAGGAGCUGGAAGCACCUUUACUGAAGUGACUAGUAAAUAGGUAUGAAAGCCUCUGAAGCCUGGCCGGCAGGGCCCAGUGGUUGAGCAUCGACCUGUGACCCAGGAGCUCACGGUUCAAUGCCUCCUGGUCAGGGCACAGACCCAGGUUGUGGGCUCAAUCCCCAGGAGGGGGCGUGCAGGAGGCAGCCGAUCCGUGAGUCUCUCCCAUCAUUGAUGUUUCCCUCUCUCCCUCCCUCCCUCUCCCUUCCUCUCUGACAUCAUAAGAAAUAUUUGUUUUUUAGAAAAGACGCUGAAUCUUGCGCGGAAAUUAUGGCGCUGGGACCAGUAGCUGGUGAGGCCGUUUCCGAGGAACCCACCCCUGGGGCACUAGGUCUUCGUGGCUGAAAUGCCCCGCCUUCCGUCCCAGACCGCGCGGGGGCUGUCCUCCAGGUCACACAGCAACACGCAGGUGUGGAGGGCGCAGCCCGACCAGGCUGCUGGGGGCGCUCCGCGUGGUGUGGCUGGAUCCCUGCGGAGCGCGGGGCGUGCCGACGGCAGAGUGAGGGCAGGAGGUUGGAGCCCCGUCUGUGCUGUUGGCUGGGACUCUGGGGCCUUCUGCUGCGUGAAUGCUCUUUUCUCCUGUGAGUAUAUGAGCCGACGUAUGUGUGCAUGUGUGUGUGUACGUGUGUGCUGCGCAUAUAUGUAGUUACAUGGAUAUGUAAACGUGCACACAAAUGUUUGCUUUCCGCGGCUUUAUCGUCUCUUGUAAUAACCCUUUGCGGUCGUAUUAAAUUUGGACAUGGGUGUCGUACUGGUUGGAAUUCAUUUCCAUUGAAAGAGCAGAGAUACAUAACAUGCAAGAUUAUGAAGGAUCAACAAGAUUUAUUCAU